Molecule: messenger RNA, 17223 nt
Organism: Closterium sp. Naga37s-1
Lineage: Eukaryota; Viridiplantae; Streptophyta; Zygnematophyceae; Desmidiales; Closteriaceae
Source: the annotation of a GenBank genome assembly
AUGUCCUUUGCCCUUCCCCUCUCAUCUCCUCGUUUUCCCCAUUGUCCUUUGCCCUUCCCCUCUCAUCUCCUCGUUUUCCCCUUGUCCUUUGCCCUUCCCCUCUCAUCUCCUCGUUUUCCCCUUGUCCUUUGCCCUUCCCCUCUCAUCUCCUCGUUUUCCCCUUGUCCUUUGCCCUUCCCCUCUCAUCUCCUCGUUUUCCCCUUGUCCUUUGCCCUUCCCCUCUCAUCUCCUCGUUUUCCCCUUGUCCUUUGCCCUUCCCCUCUCAUCUCCUCGUUUUCCCCUUGUCCUUUGCCCUUCCCCUCUCAUCUCCUCGUUUUCCCCUUGUCCUUUGCCCUUCCCCUCUCAUCUCCUCGUUUUCCCCUUGUCCUUUGCCCUUCCCCUCUCAUCUCCUCGUUUUCCCCUUGUCCUUUGCCCUUCCCCUCUCAUCUCCUCGUUUUCCCCUUGUCCUUUGCCCUUCCCCUCUCAUCUCCUCGUUUUCCCCUUGUCCUUUGCCCUUCCCCUCUCAUCUCCUCGUUUUCCCCUUGUCCUUUGCCCUUCCCCUCUCAUCUCCUCGUUUUCCCCUUGUCCUUUGCCCUUCCCCUCUCAUCUCCUCGUUUUCCCCUUGUCCUUUGCCCUUCCCCUCUCAUCUCCUCGUUUUCCCCUUGUCCUUUGCCCUUCCCCUCUCAUCUCCUCGUUUUCCCCUUGUCCUUUGCCCUUCCCCUCUCAUCUCCUCGUUUUCCCCUUGUCCUUUGCCCUUCCCCUCUCAUCUCCUCGUUUUCCCCUUGUCCUUUGCCCUUCCCCUCUCAUCUCCUCGUUUUCCCCAUUGUCCUUUGCCCUUCCCCUCUCAUCUCCUCGUUUUCCCCAUGUCCUUUGCCCUUCCCUCUCAUCUCCUCGUUUUCCCCUUGUCCUUUGCCCUUCCCCUCUCAUCUCCUCGUUUUCCCCAUGUCCUUUGCCCUUCCCCUCUCAUCUCCUCGUUUUCCCCUUGUCCUUUGCCCUUCCCCUCUCAUCUCCUCGUUUUCCCCUUGUCCUUUGCCCUUCCCCUCUCAUCUCCUCGUUUUCCCAUUGUCCUUUGCCCUUCCCCUCUCAUCUCCUCGUUUUCCCCUUGUCCUUUGCCCUUCCCCUCUCAUCUCCUCGUUUUCCCCUUGUCCUUUGCCCUUCCCCUCUCAUCUCCUCGUUUUCCCCUUGUCCUUUGCCCUUCCCCUCUCAUCUCCUCGUUUUCCCCAUGUCCUUUGCCCUUCCCCUCUCAUCUCCUCGUUUUCCCCAUGUCCUUUGCCCUUCCCCUCUCAUCUCCUCGUUUUCCCCAUGUCCUUUGCCCUUCCCCUCUCAUCUCCUCGUUUUCCCCCUUGUCCUUUGCCCUUCCCCUCUCAUCUCCUCGUUUUCCCCUUGUCCUUUGCCCUUCCCCUCUCAUCUCCUCGUUUUCCCCUUGUCCUUUGCCCUUCCCCUCUCAUCUCCUCGUUUUCCCCUUGUCCUUUGCCCUUCCCCUCUCAUCUCCUCGUUUUCCCCUUGUCCUUUGCCCUUCCCCUCUCAUCUCCUCGUUUUCCCCUUGUCCUUUGCCCUUCCCCUCUCAUCUCCUCGUUUUCCCCUUGUCCUUUGCCCUUCCCCUCUCAUCUCCUCGUUUUCCCCAUGUCCUUUGCCCUUCCCCUCUCAUCUCCUCGUUUUCCCCCAUGUCCUUUGCCCUUCCCCUCUCAUCUCCUCGUUUUCCCCAUGUCCUUUGCCCUUCCCCUCUCAUCUCCUCGUUUUCCCCAUGUCCUUUGCCCUUCCCCUCUCAUCUCCUCGUUUUCCCCUUGUCCUUUGCCCUUCCCCUCUCAUCUCCUCGUUUUCCCCCUUGUCCUUUGCCCUUCCCCUCUCAUCUCCUCGUUUUCCCCUUGUCCUUUGCCCUUCCCCUCUCAUCUCCUCGUUUUCCCCUUGUCCUUUGCCCUUCCCCUCUCAUCUCCUCGUUUUCCCCUUGUCCUUUGCCCUUCCCCUCUCAUCUCCUCGUUUUCCCCAUGUCCUUUGCCCUUCCCCUCUCAUCUCCUCGUUUUCCCCAUGUCCUUUGCCCUUCCCCUCUCAUCUCCUCGUUUUCCCCUUGUCCUUUGCCCUUCCCCUCUCAUCUCCUCGUUUUCCCCAUGUCCUUUGCCCUUCCCCUCUCAUCUCCUCGUUUUCCCCUUGUCCUUUGCCCUUCCCCUCUCAUCUCCUCGUUUUCCCCUUGUCCUUUGCCCUUCCCCUCUCAUCUCCUCGUUUUCCCCUUGUCCUUUGCCCUUCCCCUCUCAUCUCCUCGUUUUCCCCUUGUCCUUUGCCCUUCCCCUCUCAUCUCCUCGUUUUUCCCCUUGUCCUUUGCCCUUCCCCUCUCAUCUCCUCGUUUUCCCCUUGUCCUUUGCCCUUCCCCUCUCAUCUCCUCGUUUUCCCCCUUGUCCUUUGCCCUUCCCCUCUCAUCUCCUCGUUUUCCCCUUGUCCUUUGCCCUUCCCCUCUCAUCUCCUCGUUUUCCCCUUGUCCUUUGCCCUUCCCCUCUCAUCUCCUCGUUUUCCCAUUGUCCUUUGCCCUUCCCCUCUCAUCUCCUCGUUUUCCCCAUGUCCUUUGCCCUUCCCCUCUCAUCUCCUCGUUUUCCCAUGUCCUUUGCCCUUCCCCUCUCAUCUCCUCGUUUUCCCCAUGUCCUUUGCCCUUCCCCUCUCAUCUCCUCGUUUUCCCCUUGUCCUUUGCCCUUCCCCUCUCAUCUCCUCGUUUUCCCCUUGUCCUUUGCCCUUCCCCUCUCAUCUCCUCGUUUUCCCCCUUGUCCUUUGCCCUUCCCCUCUCAUCUCCUCGUUUUCCCCUUGUCCUUUGCCCUUCCCCUCUCAUCUCCUCGUUUUCCCCUUGUCCUUUGCCCUUCCCCUCUCAUCUCCUCGUUUUCCCCAUGUCCUUUGCCCUUCCCCUCUCAUCUCCUCGUUUUCCCCUUGUCCUUUGCCCUUCCCCUCUCAUCUCCUCGUUUUCCCCUUGUCCUUUGCCCUUCCCCUCUCAUCUCCUCGUUUUCCCCUUGUCCUUUGCCCUUCCCCUCUCAUCUCCUCGUUUUCCCCAUGUCCUUUGCCCUUCCCUCUUCAUCUCCUCGUUUUCCCCAUGUCCUUUGCCCUUCCCCUCUCAUCUCCUCGUUUUCCCCAUGUCCUUUGCCCUUCCCCUCUCAUCUCCUCGUUUUCCCCAUGUCCUUUGCCCUUCCCCUCUCAUCUCCUCGUUUUCCCCUUGUCCUUUGCCCUUCCCCUCUCAUCUCCUCGUUUUCCCCUUGUCCUUUGCCCUUCCCCUCUCAUCUCCUCGUUUUCCCCUUGUCCUUUGCCCUUCCCCUCUCAUCUCCUCGUUUUCCCCUUGUCCUUUGCCCUUCCCCUCUCAUCUCCUCGUUUUCCCCUUGUCCUUUGCCCUUCCCCUCUCAUCUCCUCGUUUUCCCCUUGUCCUUUGCCCUUCCCCUCUCAUCUCCUCGUUUUUCCCCCUUGUCCUUUGCCCUUCCCCUCUCAUCUCCUCGUUUUCCCCAUGUCCUUUGCCCUUCCCCUCUCAUCUCCUCGUUUUCCCCAUGUCCUUUGCCCUUCCCCUCUCAUCUCCUCGUUUUCCCCAUGUCCUUUGCCCUUCCCCUCUCAUCUCCUCGUUUUCCCCUUGUCCUUUGCCCUUCCCCUCUCAUCUCCUCGUUUUCCCCAUGUCCUUUGCCCUUCCCCUCUCAUCUCCUCGUUUUCCCCUUGUCCUUUGCCCUUCCCCUCUCAUCUCCUCGUUUUCCCCCUUGUCCUUUGCCCUUCCCCUCUCAUCUCCUCGUUUUCCCCUUGUCCUUUGCCCUUCCCCUCUCAUCUCCUCGUUUUCCCCAUGUCCUUUGCCCUUCCCCUCUCAUCUCCUCGUUUUCCCCAUGUCCUUUGCCCUUCCCCUCUCAUCUCCUCGUUUUCCCCAUGUCCUUUGCCCUUCCCCUCUCAUCUCCUCGUUUUCCCCAUUGUCCUUUGCCCUUCCCCUCUCAUCUCCUCGUUUUCCCCUUGUCCUUUGCCCUUCCCCUCUCAUCUCCUCGUUUUCCCCUUGUCCUUUGCCCUUCCCCUCUCAUCUCCUCGUUUUCCCCUUGUCCUUUGCCCUUCCCCUCUCAUCUCCUCGUUUUCCCCUUGUCCUUUGCCCUUCCCCUCUCAUCUCCUCGUUUUCCCCUUGUCCUUUGCCCUUCCCCUCUCAUCUCCUCGUUUUCCCCUUGUCCUUUGCCCUUCCCCUCUCAUCUCCUCGUUUUCCCCUUGUCCUUUGCCCUUCCCCUCUCAUCUCCUCGUUUUCCCCUUGUCCUUUGCCCUUCCCCUCUCAUCUCCUCGUUUUCCCCUUGUCCUUUGCCCUUCCCCUCUCAUCUCCUCGUUUUCCCCUUGUCCUUUGCCCUUCCCCUCUCAUCUCCUCGUUUUCCCCUUGUCCUUUGCCCUUCCCCUCUCAUCUCCUCGUUUUCCCCAUGUCCUUUGCCCUUCCCCUCUCAUCUCCUCGUUUUCCCCUUGUCCUUUGCCCUUCCCCUCUCAUCUCCUCGUUUUCCCCUGUCCUUUGCCCUUCCCCUCUCAUCUCCUCGUUUUCCCCUUGUCCUUUGCCCUUCCCCUCUCAUCUCCUCGUUUUCCCCUUGUCCUUUGCCCUUCCCCUCUCAUCUCCUCGUUUUCCCCUUGUCCUUUGCCCUUCCCCUCUCAUCUCCUCGUUUUCCCCUUGUCCUUUGCCCUUCCCCUCUCAUCUCCUCGUUUUCCCCUUGUCCUUUGCCCUUCCCCUCUCAUCUCCUCGUUUUCCCCUUGUCCUUUGCCCUUCCCCUCUCAUCUCCUCGUUUUCCCCUGUCCUUUGCCCUUCCCCUCUCAUCUCCUCGUUUUCCCCAUGUCCUUUGCCCUUCCCCUCUCAUCUCCUCGUUUUCCCCAUGUCCUUUGCCCUUCCCCUCUCAUCUCCUCGUUUUCCCCAUGUCCUUUGCCCUUCCCCUCUCAUCUCCUCGUUUUCCCCUUGUCCUUUGCCCUUCCCCUCUCAUCUCCUCGUUUUCCCCUUGUCCUUUGCCCUUCCCCUCUCAUCUCCUCGUUUUCCCCUUGUCCUUUGCCCUUCCCCUCUCAUCUCCUCGUUUUCCCCUUGUCCUUUGCCCUUCCCCUCUCAUCUCCUCGUUUUCCCCUUGUCCUUUGCCCUUCCCCUCUCAUCUCCUCGUUUUCCCCUUGUCCUUUGCCUUCCCCUCUCAUCUCCUCGUUUUCCCCUUGUCCUUUGCCCUUCCCCUCUCAUCUCCUCGUUUUCCCCAUGUCCUUUGCCCUUCCCCUCUCAUCUCCUCGUUUUCCCCAUUGUCCUUUGCCCUUCCCCUCUCAUCUCCUCGUUUUCCCCUUGUCCUUUGCCCUUCCCCUCUCAUCUCCUCGUUUUCCCCAUGUCCUUUGCCCUUCCCCUCUCAUCUCCUCGUUUUCCCCUUGUCCUUUGCCCUUCCCCUCUCAUCUCCUCGUUUUCCCCCAUGUCCUUUGCCCUUCCCCUCUCAUCUCCUCGUUUUCCCCAUGUCCUUUGCCCUUCCCCUCUCAUCUCCUCGUUUUCCCCAUGUCCUUUGCCCUUCCCCUCUCAUCUCCUCGUUUUCCCCUUGUCCUUUGCCCUUCCCCUCUCAUCUCCUCGUUUUCCCCUUGUCCUUUGCCCUUCCCCUCUCAUCUCCUCGUUUUCCCCUUGUCCUUUGCCCUUCCCCUCUCAUCUCCUCGUUUUCCCCUUGUCCUUUGCCCUUCCCUCUCAUCUCCUCGUUUUCCCCUUGUCCUUUGCCCUUCCGCUCUCAUCUCCUCGUUUUCCCCUUGUCCUUUGCCCUUCCCCUCUCAUCUCCUCGUUUUCCCCUUGUCCUUUGCCCUUCCCCUCUCAUCUCCUCGUUUUCCCCUUGUCCUUUGCCUUUCCCCUCUCAUCUCCUCGUUUUCCCCUUGUCCUUUGCCCUUCCCCUCUCAUCUCCUCGUUUUCCCCUUGUCCUUUGCCCUUCCCCUCUCAUCUCCUCGUUUUCCCCUUGUCCUUUGCCCUUCCCCUCUCAUCUCCUCGUUUUCCCCUUGUCCUUUGCCCUUCCCCUCUCAUCUCCUCGUUUUCCCCUUGUCCUUUGCCCUUCCCCUCUCAUCUCCUCGUUUUCCCCAUGUCCUUUGCCCUUCCCCUCUCAUCUCCUCGUUUUCCCCUUGUCCUUUGCCCUUCCCCUCUCAUCUCCUCGUUUUCCCCUUGUCCUUUGCCCUUCCCCUCUCAUCUCCUCGUUUUCCCCUUGUCCUUUGCCCUUCCCCUCUCAUCUCCUCGUUUUCCCCUUGUCCUUUGCCCUUCCCCUCUCAUCUCCUCGUUUUCCCCUUGUCCUUUGCCCUUCCCCUCUCAUCUCCUCGUUUUCCCCUUGUCCUUUGCCCUUCCCCUCUCAUCUCCUCGUUUUCCCCUUGUCCUUUGCCCUUCCCUCUCAUCUCCUCGUUUUCCCCUUGUCCUUUGCCCUUCCCCUCUCAUCUCCUCGUUUUCCCCUUGUCCUUUGCCCUUCCCCUCUCAUCUCCUCGUUUUCCCCUUGUCCUUUGCCCUUCCCCUCUCAUCUCCUCGUUUUCCCCUUGUCCUUUGCCCUUCCCCUCUCAUCUCCUCGUUUUCCCCUUGUCCUUUGCCCUUCCCCUCUCAUCUCCUCGUUUUCCCCUUGUCCUUUGCCCUUCCCCUCUCAUCUCCUCGUUUUCCCCUUGUCCUUUGCCCUUCCCCUCUCAUCUCCUCGUUUUCCCCUUGUCCUUUGCCCUUCCCCUCUCAUCUCCUCGUUUUCCCCUUGUCCUUUGCCCUUCCCCUCUCAUCUCCUCGUUUUCCCCAUGUCCUUUGCCCUUCCCCUCUCAUCUCCUCGUUUUCCCCAUGUCCUUUGCCCUUCCCCUCUCAUCUCCUCGUUUUCCCCAUGUCCUUUGCCCUUCCCCUCUCAUCUCCUCGUUUUCCCCAUGUCCUUUGCCCUUCCCCUCUCAUCUCCUCGUUUUCCCCUUGUCCUUUGCCCUUCCCCUCUCAUCUCCUCGUUUUCCCCAUGUCCUUUGCCCUUCCCCUCUCAUCUCCUCGUUUUCCCCUUGUCCUUUGCCCUUCCCCUCUCAUCUCCUCGUUUUCCCCUUGUCCUUUGCCCUUCCCCUCUCAUCUCCUCGUUUUCCCCUUGUCCUUUGCCCUUCCCCUCUCAUCUCCUCGUUUUCCCCUUGUCCUUUGCCCUUCCCCUCUCAUCUCCUCGUUUUCCCCUUGUCCUUUGCCCUUCCCCUCUCAUCUCCUCGUUUUCCCUGUCCUUUGCCCUUCCCCUCUCAUCUCCUCGUUUUCCCCAUGUCCUUUGCCCUUCCCCUCUCAUCUCCUCGUUUUCCCCAUGUCCUUUGCCCUUCCCCUCUCAUCUCCUCGUUUUCCCCAUGUCCUUUGCCCUUCCCCUCUCAUCUCCUCGUUUUCCCCAUUGUCCUUUGCCCUUCCCCUCUCAUCUCCUCGUUUUCCCCUUGUCCUUUGCCCUUCCCCUCUCAUCUCCUCGUUUUCCCCUUGUCCUUUGCCCUUCCCCUCUCAUCUCCUCGUUUUCCCCUUGUCCUUUGCCCUUCCCCUCUCAUCUCCUCGUUUUCCCCUUGUCCUUUGCCCUUCCCCUCUCAUCUCCUCGUUUUCCCCAUGUCCUUUGCCCUUCCCCUCUCAAUCUCCUCGUUUUCCCCUUGUCCUUUGCCCUUCCCCUCUCAUCUCCUCGUUUUCCCCUUGUCCUUUGCCCUUCCCCUCUCAUCUCCUCGUUUUCCCCUUGUCCUUUGCCCUUCCCCUCUCAUCUCCUCGUUUUCCCCAUGUCCUUUGCCCUUCCCCUCUCAUCUCCUCGUUUUCCCCAUGUCCUUUGCCCUUCCCCUCUCAUCUCCUCGUUUUCCCCAUGUCCUUUGCCCUUCCCCUCUCAUCUCCUCGUUUUCCCCUUGUCCUUUGCCCUUCCCCUCUCAUCUCCUCGUUUUCCCCUUGUCCUUUGCCCUUCCCCUCUCAUCUCCUCGUUUUCCCCCUUGUCCUUUGCCCUUCCCCUCUCAUCUCCUCGUUUUCCCCUUGUCCUUUGCCCUUCCCCUCUCAUCUCCUCGUUUUCCCCCUUGUCCUUUGCCCUUCCCCUCUCAUCUCCUCGUUUUCCCCUUGUCCUUUGCCCUUCCCCUCUCAUCUCCUCGUUUUCCCCUUGUCCUUUGCCCUUCCCCUCUCAUCUCCUCGUUUUCCCCUUGUCCUUUGCCCUUCCCCUCUCAUCUCCUCGUUUUCCCCCUUGUCCUUUGCCCUUCCCCUCUCAUCUCCUCGUUUUCCCCAUGUCCUUUGCCCUUCCCCUCUCAUCUCCUCGUUUUCCCCUUGUCCUUUGCCCUUCCCCUCUCAUCUCCUCGUUUUCCCCAUGUCCUUUGCCCUUCCCCUCUCAUCUCCUCGUUUUCCCCUUGUCCUUUGCCCUUCCCCUCUCAUCUCCUCGUUUUCCCCUUGUCCUUUGCCCUUCCCCUCUCAUCUCCUCGUUUUCCCCUUGUCCUUUGCCCUUCCCCUCUCAUCUCCUCGUUUUCCCCCUUGUCCUUUGCCCUUCCCCUCUCAUCUCCUCGUUUUCCCCAUUGUCCUUUGCCCUUCCCCUCUCAUCUCCUCGUUUUCCCCUUGUCCUUUGCCCUUCCCCUCUCAUCUCCUCGUUUUCCCCUUGUCCUUUGCCCUUCCCCUCUCAUCUCCUCGUUUUCCCCUUGUCCUUUGCCCUUCCCCUCUCAUCUCCUCGUUUUCCCCUUGUCCUUUGCCCUUCCCCUCUCAUCUCCUCGUUUUCCCCUUGUCCUUUGCCCUUCCCCUCUCAUCUCCUCGUUUUCCCCAUGUCCUUUGCCCUUCCCCUCUCAUCUCCUCGUUUUCCCCAUGUCCUUUGCCCUUCCCCUCUCAUCUCCUCGUUUUCCCCAUGUCCUUUGCCCUUCCCCUCUCAUCUCCUCGUUUUCCCCAUGUCCUUUGCCCUUCCCCUCUCAUCUCCUCGUUUUCCCCAUUGUCCUUUGCCCUUCCCCUCUCAUCUCCUCGUUUUCCCCUUGUCCUUUGCCCUUCCCCUCUCAUCUCCUCGUUUUCCCCUUGUCCUUUGCCCUUCCCCUCUCAUCUCCUCGUUUUCCCCUUGUCCUUUGCCCUUCCCCUCUCAUCUCCUCGUUUUCCCCUUGUCCUUUGCCCUUCCCCUCUCAUCUCCUCGUUUUCCCCAUUGUCCUUUGCCCUUCCCCUCUCAUCUCCUCGUUUUCCCCAUGUCCUUUGCCCUUCCCCUCUCAUCUCCUCGUUUUCCCCAUGUCCUUUGCCCUUCCCCUCUCAUCUCCUCGUUUUCCCCUUGUCCUUUGCCCUUCCCCUCUCAUCUCCUCGUUUUCCCCAUGUCCUUUGCCCUUCCCCUCUCAUCUCCUCGUUUUCCCCUUGUCCUUUGCCCUUCCCCUCUCAUCUCCUCGUUUUCCCCAUGUCCUUUGCCCUUCCCCUCUCAUCUCCUCGUUUCCCCAUGUCCUUUUCCCUUCCCCUCUCAUCUCCUCGUUUUCCCCAUGUCCUUUGCCCUUCCCCUCUCAUCUCCUCGUUUUCCCCUUGUCCUUUGCCCUUCCCCUCUCAUCUCCUCGUUUUCCCCUUGUCCUUUGCCCUUCCCCUCUCAUCUCCUCGUUUUCCCCUUGUCCUUUGCCCUUCCCCUCUCAUCUCCUCGUUUUCCCCUUGUCCUUUGCCCUUCCCUCUCAUCUCCUCGUUUUCCCCUUGUCCUUUGCCCUUCCGCUCUCAUCUCCUCGUUUUCCCCUUGUCCUUUGCCCUUCCCCUCUCAUCUCCUCGUUUUCCCCUUGUCCUUUGCCCUUCCCCUCUCAUCUCCUCGUUUUCCCCUUGUCCUUUGCCUUUCCCCUCUCAUCUCCUCGUUUUCCCCUUGUCCUUUGCCCUUCCCCUCUCAUCUCCUCGUUUUCCCCUUGUCCUUUGCCCUUCCCCUCUCAUCUCCUCGUUUUCCCCUUGUCCUUUGCCCUUCCCCUCUCAUCUCCUCGUUUUCCCCUUGUCCUUUGCCCUUCCCCUCUCAUCUCCUCGUUUUCCCCUUGUCCUUUGCCCUUCCCCUCUCAUCUCCUCGUUUUCCCCAUGUCCUUUGCCCUUCCCCUCUCAUCUCCUCGUUUUCCCCUUGUCCUUUGCCCUUCCCCUCUCAUCUCCUCGUUUUCCCCUUGUCCUUUGCCCUUCCCCUCUCAUCUCCUCGUUUUCCCCUUGUCCUUUGCCCUUCCCCUCUCAUCUCCUCGUUUUCCCCUUGUCCUUUGCCCUUCCCCUCUCAUCUCCUCGUUUUCCCCUUGUCCUUUGCCCUUCCCCUCUCAUCUCCUCGUUUUCCCCUUGUCCUUUGCCCUUCCCUCUCAUCUCCUCGUUUUCCCCCUUGUCCUUUGCCCUUCCGCUCUCAUCUCCUCGUUUUCCCCUUGUCCUUUGCCCUUCCCCUCUCAUCUCCUCGUUUUCCCCUUGUCCUUUGCCCUUCCCCUCUCAUCUCCUCGUUUUCCCCUUGUCCUUUGCCUUUCCCCUCUCAUCUCCUCGUUUUCCCCUUGUCCUUUGCCCUUCCCCUCUCAUCUCCUCGUUUUCCCCUUGUCCUUUGCCCUUCCCCUCUCAUCUCCUCGUUUUCCCCUUGUCCUUUGCCCUUCCCCUCUCAUCUCCUCGUUUUCCCCUUGUCCUUUGCCCUUCCCCUCUCAUCUCCUCGUUUUCCCCUUGUCCUUUGCCCUUCCCCUCUCAUCUCCUCGUUUUCCCCAUGUCCUUUGCCCUUCCCCUCUCAUCUCCUCGUUUUCCCCAUGUCCUUUGCCCUUCCCCUCUCAUCUCCUCGUUUUCCCCAUGUCCUUUGCCCUUCCCCUCUCAUCUCCUCGUUUUCCCCAUGUCCUUUGCCCUUCCCCUCUCAUCUCCUCGUUUUCCCCUUGUCCUUUGCCCUUCCCCUCUCAUCUCCUCGUUUUCCCCAUGUCCUUUGCCCUUCCCCUCUCAUCUCCUCGUUUUCCCCUUGUCCUUUGCCCUUCCCCUCUCAUCUCCUCGUUUUCCCCUUGUCCUUUGCCCUUCCCCUCUCAUCUCCUCGUUUUCCCCUUGUCCUUUGCCCUUCCCCUCUCAUCUCCUCGUUUUCCCCUUGUCCUUUGCCCUUCCCCUCUCAUCUCCUCGUUUUCCCCUUGUCCUUUGCCCUUCCCCUCUCAUCUCCUCGUUUUCCCCAUGUCCUUUGCCCUUCCCCUCUCAUCUCCUCGUUUUUCCCCAUGUCCUUUGCCCUUCCCCUCUCAUCUCCUCGUUUUCCCCAUGUCCUUUGCCCUUCCCCUCUCAUCUCCUCGUUUUCCCCAUGUCCUUUGCCCUUCCCCUCUCAUCUCCUCGUUUUCCCCUUGUCCUUUGCCCUUCCCCUCUCAUCUCCUCGUUUUCCCCAUGUCCUUUGCCCUUCCCCUCUCAUCUCCUCGUUUUCCCCUUGUCCUUUGCCCUUCCCCUCUCAUCUCCUCGUUUUCCCCUUGUCCUUUGCCCUUCCCCUCUCAUCUCCUCGUUUUCCCCAUGUCCUUUGCCCUUCCCCUCUCAUCUCCUCGUUUUCCCCAUGUCCUUUGCCCUUCCCUCUCAUCUCCUCGUUUUCCCCUUGUCCUUUGCCCUUCCGCUCUCAUCUCCUCGUUUUCCCCUUGUCCUUUGCCCUUCCCCUCUCAUCUCCUCGUUUUCCCCUUGUCCUUUGCCCUUCCCCUCUCAUCUCCUCGUUUUUCCCCUUGUCCUUUGCCCUUCCCCUCUCAUCUCCUCGUUUUCCCCUUGUCCUUUGCCCUUCCCCUCUCAUCUCCUCGUUUUCCCCUUGUCCUUUGCCCUUCCCCUCUCAUCUCCUCGUUUUCCCCAUGUCCUUUGCCCUUCCCCUCUCAUCUCCUCGUUUUCCCCAUGUCCUUUGCCCUUCCCCUCUCAUCUCCUCGUUUUCCCCAUGUCCUUUGCCCUUCCCCUCUCAUCUCCUCGUUUUCCCCAUGUCCUUUGCCCUUCCCCUCUCAUCUCCUCGUUUUCCCCUUGUCCUUUGCCCUUCCCCUCUCAUCUCCUCGUUUUCCCCAUGUCCUUUGCCCUUCCCCUCUCAUCUCCUCGUUUUCCCCUUGUCCUUUGCCCUUCCCCUCUCAUCUCCUCGUUUUCCCCUUGUCCUUUGCCCUUCCCCUCUCAUCUCCUCGUUUUCCCCAUGUCCUUUGCCCUUCCCCUCUCAUCUCCUCGUUUUCCCCUUGUCCUUUGCCCUUCCCCUCUCAUCUCCUCGUUUUCCCCUUGUCCUUUGCCCUUCCCCUCUCAUCUCCUCGUUUUCCCCUUGUCCUUUGCCCUUCCCCUCUCAUCUCCUCGUUUUCCCCAUGUCCUUUGCCCUUCCCCUCUCAUCUCCUCGUUUUCCCCCAUGUCCUUUGCCCUUCCCCUCUCAUCUCCUCGUUUUCCCCAUGUCCUUUGCCCUUCCCCUCUCAUCUCCUCGUUUUCCCCUUGUCCUUUGCCCUUCCCCUCUCAUCUCCUCGUUUUCCCCUUGUCCUUUGCCCUUCCCCUCUCAUCUCCUCGUUUUCCCCUUGUCCUUUGCCCUUCCCCUCUCAUCUCCUCGUUUUCCCCUUGUCCUUUGCCCUUCCCCUCUCAUCUCCUCGUUUUCCCCUUGUCCUUUGCCCUUCCCCUCUCAUCUCCUCGUUUUCCCCUUGUCCUUUGCCCUUCCCCUCUCAUCUCCUCGUUUUCCCCAUGUCCUUUGCCCUUCCCCUCUCAUCUCCUCGUUUUCCCCUUGUCCUUUGCCCUUCCCCUCUCAUCUCCUCGUUUUCCCCUUGUCCUUUGCCCUUCCCCUCUCAUCUCCUCGUUUUCCCCUUGUCCUUUGCCCUUCCCCUCUCAUCUCCUCGUUUUCCCCUUGUCCUUUGCCCUUCCCCUCUCAUCUCCUCGUUUUCCCCUUGUCCUUUGCCCUUCCCUCUCAUCUCCUCGUUUUCCCCUUGUCCUUUGCCCUUCCCUCUCAUCUCCUCGUUUUCCCCUUGUCCUUUGCCCUUCCGCUCUCAUCUCCUCGUUUUCCCCUUGUCCUUUGCCCUUCCCCUCUCAUCUCCUCGUUUUCCCCUUGUCCUUUGCCCUUCCCCUCUCAUCUCCUCGUUUUCCCCUUGUCCUUUGCCUUUCCCCUCUCAUCUCCUCGUUUUCCCCUUGUCCUUUGCCCUUCCCCUCUCAUCUCCUCGUUUUCCCCUUGUCCUUUGCCCUUCCCCUCUCAUCUCCUCGUUUUCCCCUUGUCCUUUGCCCUUCCCCUCUCAUCUCCUCGUUUUCCCCUUGUCCUUUGCCCUUCCCCUCUCAUCUCCUCGUUUUCCCCUUGUCCUUUGCCCUUCCCCUCUCAUCUCCUCGUUUUCCCCAUGUCCUUUGCCCUUCCCCUCUCAUCUCCUCGUUUUCCCCAUGUCCCUUUGCCCUUCCCCUCUCAUCUCCUCGUUUUCCCCAUGUCCUUUGCCCUUCCCCUCUCAUCUCCUCGUUUUCCCCAUGUCCUUUGCCCUUCCCCUCUCAUCUCCUCGUUUUCCCCUUGUCCUUUGCCCUUCCCCUCUCAUCUCCUCGUUUUCCCCAUGUCCUUUGCCCUUCCCCUCUCAUCUCCUCGUUUUCCCCUUGUCCUUUGCCCUUCCCCUCUCAUCUCCUCGUUUUCCCCUGUCCUUUGCCCUUCCCCUCUCAUCUCCUCGUUUUCCCCCCUUGUCCUUUGCCCUUCCCCUCUCAUCUCCUCGUUUUCCCCUUGUCCUUUGCCCUUCCCCUCUCAUCUCCUCGUUUUCCCCUUGUCCUUUGCCCUUCCCCUCUCAUCUCCUCGUUUUCCCCAUGUCCUUUGCCCUUCCCCUCUCAUCUCCUCGUUUUCCCCAUGUCCUUUGCCCUUCCCCUCUCAUCUCCUCGUUUUCCCCAUGUCCUUUGCCCUUCCCCUCUCAUCUCCUCGUUUUCCCCAUGUCCUUUGCCCUUCCCCUCUCAUCUCCUCGUUUUCCCCUUGUCCUUUGCCCUUCCCCUCUCAUCUCCUCGUUUUCCCCAUGUCCUUUGCCCUUCCCCUCUCAUCUCCUCGUUUUCCCCUUGUCCUUUGCCCUUCCCCUCUCAUCUCCUCGUUUUCCCCUUGUCCUUUGCCCUUCCCCUCUCAUCUCCUCGUUUUCCCCAUGUCCUUUGCCCUUCCCCUCUCAUCUCCUCGUUUUCCCCUUGUCCUUUGCCCUUCCCCUCUCAUCUCCUCGUUUUCCCCUUGUCCUUUGCCCUUCCCCUCUCAUCUCCUCGUUUUCCCCCUUGUCCUUUGCCCUUCCCCUCUCAUCUCCUCGUUUUCCCCAUGUCCUUUGCCCUUCCCCUCUCAUCUCCUCGUUUUCCCCAUGUCCUUUGCCCUUCCCCUCUCAUCUCCUCGUUUUCCCCAUGUCCUUUGCCCUUCCCCUCUCAUCUCCUCGUUUUCCCCUUGUCCUUUGCCCUUCCCCUCUCAUCUCCUCGUUUUCCCCCUUUCCUUUGCCCUUCCCCUCUCAUCUCCUCGUUUUCCCCUUGUCCUUUGCCCUUCCCCUCUCAUCUCCUCGUUUUCCCCUUGUCCUUUGCCCUUCCCCUCUCAUCUCCUCGUUUUCCCCCUUGUCCUUUGCCCUUCCCCUCUCAUCUCCUCGUUUUCCCCUUGUCCUUUGCCCUUCCCCUCUCAUCUCCUCGUUUUCCCCUUGUCCUUUGCCCUUCCCCUCUCAUCUCCUCGUUUUCCCCUUGUCCUUUGCCCUUCCCCUCUCAUCUCCUCGUUUUCCCCUUGUCCUUUGCCCUUCCCCUCUCAUCUCCUCGUUUUCCCCAUGUCCUUUGCCCUUCCCCUCUCAUCUCCUCGUUUUCCCCUUGUCCUUUGCCCUUCCCCUCUCAUCUCCUCGUUUUCCCCUUGUCCUUUGCCCUUCCCCUCUCAUCUCCUCGUUUUCCCCAUGUCCUUUGCCCUUCCCCUCUCAUCUCCUCGUUUUCCCCAUGUCCUUUGCCCUUCCCCUCUCAUCUCCUCGUUUUCCCCAUGUCCUUUGCCCUUCCCCUCUCAUCUCCUCGUUUUCCCCAUGUCCUUUGCCCUUCCCCUCUCAUCUCCUCGUUUUCCCCAUGUCCUUUGCCCUUCCCCUCUCAUCUCCUCGUUUUCCCCUUGUCCUUUGCCCUUCCCCUCUCAUCUCCUCGUUUUCCCCAUGUCCUUUGCCCUUCCCCUCUCAUCUCCUCGUUUUCCCCUUGUCCUUUGCCCUUCCCCUCUCAUCUCCUCGUUUUCCCCUUUGCCAGUGACGGAGUACGGGUUGUCAAAGAUAAAGCGCGCCACAAAGAACCUCACCACGCUCUACGGCAAGGGCAGCUUCGGCUCCGUUGCCAGUGACGGAGACUUCCUGCCCGACCGUGCCAACCCGCAUGCCAUCAUCAAGAGGGCGCACGACCCUGAGAGUGCGUUUCUGCAGCUUGAGGCUUCCUGUCAGACCACGCCACUCGCAGUCACCGUCCCACCAUCCCUUCCCAACCCCACCCCCCCAUUGCCUGCCACCGCAGAGAUGAAAAUGAGCGAGGAGCAGUUUAAGGAGAAGGUGGACGAGCUGGCGAGGGUUAUGCACCGGUCAUAUGCACCAUCCCACCGCUCCCCUCCCCCCCAUUCCCUCCCCCCCCCCGUUGUCUCCCCCAUUGCCUUGUACCACAGAGAUGAGCGAGGAGCAGUUCAGAGAAAAGGUGGACGAGCUGGCGAGGGCGAGGCACCGAUGAGCGAGGAGCAGUUUAAGGAGAAGGUGGACGAGCUGGCGAGGGCGAGACACCGGUGUCUGGUGGCGCUGCUGGGGUACUGCAUGGGCAAGACAGAGCGCAUGCUCGUCUUUGAAUACAUGCCCUAUGGCACUCUCUUUGACCGCCUCCACCGGUCGAACCUGGACCCCAUGCCGUGGGAUGCAAGGGUGCGGGUGGCGGUGAACGUGGCGUCAGCGCUGGCCUAUCUGCACCACGGCGUGGACCCGCCUCUCACCCACCGCGCUGUCACCUCCUCUAACGUGCUGCUUGGCGCUGACAUGACUGCCAAGCUCUCCGACUACGGGCUGGCGCGGGGCUGUGCAGCGCAGGCAGCAGACGACCUGGCGCGGCGGCGCCGGGCCCACCGCAGCUCGCGCAGCCGCGGCACGAGCAUCGGCAGCACGGGCCAGCUCGACAGCCUCCAAGGCGGCAGCAGCGCUGGCAGCAGCGCCGGCAGCAGUGGCGACUUGCUGGGCGGCGUGGGCGGGCGGUCGUUUGGGAGUGGGAGGCGGCGGGGUGGAGGGGGGGAGAGUGGGAACGACACCGAUGGGGAGGCUGUGCUGUCGCGGGAGAGCACGCCGCACUUCGCGAGGGAGAGGGAGAGCACGCCGAUUUUUUCAAGGGAGAACAAGAUUUCGAGCAUGGAUGAGAGGAAGGCGGAUGUGUAUGGGUUCGGAGUGGUGCUGCUGGACGUGAUCAGAAUAAGCGACCUUCAUCUCUCACCUUCUCUCCCUCGCCCCAUUCUCCCCGCGUCCCCUCGUUUCACUCGUCUCCCUCUAUCUCCUGACAUACAUCAGGCGGCGCCCUUCCUGGAGGACGAUCAGAUGAUGCCCCUCAUGGCUGACAGCGCCCUCGCAGGUGUGCUCCCAUGCUCCCCUGCUCCCAUGCUAUUGUGCUCUCAUGCUCCCUUGCUCCCAUACCCUUUGCUCUCACGCUCCCUUGCUCCCAUGCCCUUUGCUCUCACGCUCCCUUGCUCCCAUGCCCUUUGCUCUCACGCUCCCUUGCUCCCAUGCUAUUGUGCUCUCAUGCUCCCUUGCUCCCAUACCCUUUGCUCUCACGCUCCCUUGCUCCCAUGCCCUUUGCUCUCACGCUCCCUUGCUCCCAUGCCCUUUGCUCUCACGCUCCCUUGCUCCCAUGCCCUUUUCUCUCACGCUCCCUUGCUCCCAUGCCCUUUGCUCUCACGCUCCCUUGCUCCCAUGCCCUUUGCUCUCACGCUCCCUUGCUCCGAUGCCCUUAUGCUCCCAAACUCUUUUGCUCCCAUGCUUCCUUAUUCCCGUGCUUCCAUACGCUACUUCAACCAGGACGAGCGCAUCUCGCUCGCCUCCAUUGCCCGUGACUGCGUGCACCAGGCGCCUUCCCAGCGCCCCUCCAUGCUCGACGUCCUCACAGCCCUCGAGGACACUGUAGACGAGGACCUCCUCUCCUCCCUCCACGGCCCCUCCACCCGCCUCCUCUCGCCCGGCUCCACUGCCAGUGGCAUCACCAGCACCAGCAACGGGGACCGGUAUACUGCCCUGGCCAAUGACGGCGCUUUUGACGAUGCUGCCACGGGAGGGACGGGGACGGGGAUGGGGGGAGGGGGAGCGGGGAAACGGAGCGGUGGGUCGUCAUUCAUUGAUGCUAUCUCGGCGUCGUUCCGGAGGCGAGGGGGUGGGGGGGAGAAGGGUGGGGGGAAAGGGGAGGGGAUGCAGAGGGGAUCGGGACAAGGCCCACCGUCGCCGAAUCGGUCGGGGAGGAGUGAUGCAUCGGAUAUAGAGAGCUCCUCGCUGCUCUAUAUCAAUCCCAAGGGUCACUGA